AUUGCUCGCCCACCUGGAAAGGUUACUUUGUAUAGACGCCGGUGUUGCUGCCCAUCGUAAAGUGCUUGGGUCUACAAGAACACAGUAUUACAAGUACAGAUCUCUUGGGGGACGUGGCGGGAGUCAGUGUCAUCAAGGCCGAGGGCAGUCUGCGUUCUGGCUCAGGGACAGUCAGGGCCCAAAGGCUCAUGGGCCAGGGAGCUUGAGCAGGAGUUUCUUGCUGCCUGUUACCUUUGAGGAUGGCCAGUGUGGUGAGCCCAGGAACUUGUAGCAGCUGAGCUUGAGUUCAGGCCUUCAGUCGGCUUAUCAACAGGUGUUUAUUAAGUGUCUGCUGUGGUGGGCCCUGCGGAGACAAAGAAGUGAAAAGGAGCCUCGCUUUUGAGAGAUUGCACUCUCUCUGGGAAGAUGUGGAGCCGCUAGAUCAUUCCUGAAUGCUAGUGAUGGUGAAGCUGGGAAGAGGUUCCUUUAAACCACCACCAGGAUGAAUCAUCUGCCAGAUGAUCUGGAAAAUGCCCUCAGCGGAAGUCAGGGCUCCCAUGCUUCUCUGCUCAACGUCCACUCCAUCAACCCCACCCAGCUGUUGGCCAGGAUCGAGUCCUACGAAGGGCGGGAGAAGAAAGGCAUCUCUGACGUCAGAAGGACUUUCUGUUUGUUUGUCACCUUUGACCUCUUGUUUGUUACUCUGCUGUGGAUAAUAGAGUUAAAUGUGAACGGCGGCAUUGAGAACACCCUGGAGAAGGAGGUGUUGCAAUAUGACUACUAUUCGUCUUACUUUGACAUAUUUCUCCUGGCCGUUUUUCGGUUCAAAGUGUUAAUCCUCGCAUAUGCCGUGUGCAGGCUUCGCCACUGGUGGGCGGUAGCGUUGACAACAGCUGUGACGAGUGCCUUCUUAUUAGUCAAAGUCAUCCUGUCCAAGCUCUUCUCUCAGGGGGCUUUUGGAUAUGUGCUGCCCAUCAUUUCAUUCAUCCUGGCGUGGAUCGAAACCUGGUUCCUGGAUUUCAAAGUGUUGCCUCAAGAAGCAGAGGAAGACAACAGACUUCUGCUGGUUCAGGACGCUUCAGAGAGGGCGGCCCUCAUCCAGCCGCCUGGGGGUCUCUCGGAUGGGCAGUUUUAUUCUCCGCCUGAGUCGGAAGCAGGUUCUGAUGAAGACCCUGAAGGAAAGCAGGAUAGUGAAAAGCCAGUCCUGUAGCUGCGAAAGUUGUUUUGAUGGAAACCGUCCCAUCUGUGAAUCCUCUGUGUCCAUCCGCAUUUGGAGUGUGAAAGCCCCCAGCAUAGCCGGGCUCUCCCUGGGAAGCCGUGUCCACCUGCUAAUCAAGGAUUUAUUUAUUGUGAUACCUCACAGAAGAUUGUCCCCCCCCUCCCACACACACACGUGUAUGUUUGCCCGCCUGGGGCUGGUGAGACAAUGGCGCAGAACGGCCCGUGCUGUCGUCUGCUAUUGAAACCAUCUCCUCAUGCGUAGGGAGUUCUGGGAAAGUCUUGUGCUGUAUUCCUAAUCAAUAGAUGCCAUAGUAUAGCAACCUAACACAUCUUCUGUAACACAAAAGUCCAUGGAUUUUUUUUCUGACUCACAAAAUGGAAUUGUUUUAUUUAUCUCAUAGAUUUAUUUUAUAUUUCUUUUUUAAAAAAUAACAUGUCCUUGUAUGUUUUUUAAUUCAUGCACAUGAGCUCUUUGUACAGUUUAAAAAUGUUAAUAAAAGGCAACAUCCCAACUUUGGCUCUGA
This is a messenger RNA of Phascolarctos cinereus (koala), 1724 nucleotides long. RefSeq names its product STARD3 N-terminal like (gene STARD3NL). Gene Ontology annotation, biological process: cholesterol transport. The record is from RefSeq and is a predicted model, not a curated record. Gene Ontology annotation, cellular component: late endosome membrane; lysosomal membrane; endoplasmic reticulum-endosome membrane contact site. NCBI's taxonomy places the organism in Eukaryota, Metazoa, Chordata, Mammalia, Diprotodontia, Phascolarctidae. Gene Ontology annotation, molecular function: cholesterol binding.